Molecule: messenger RNA, 2410 nt
Organism: Leptopilina boulardi
Lineage: Eukaryota; Metazoa; Arthropoda; Insecta; Hymenoptera; Figitidae
Product: neprilysin-like
Exons: 18
Coding region: 69-2405 (778 amino acids)
Biological process (GO): protein processing
Cellular component (GO): plasma membrane
Molecular function (GO): metalloendopeptidase activity
Source: RefSeq, a predicted model, not a curated record
GAGUAUAAAUAAUAAACUGACAAAAUUAGAAGAAAUUUUUCUUAUUAAUGAAUAAUUAACAGACAAAAAUGUUAAACAAAAUAUUCUUUUUGGGAAUAAUAAUAUGUUCAACUAAUAUUGUCACUGCUAGUUUUUUCAAUUUUAUGGAUGACAAUGUACAAUUUCACAAAAAAAUGAUAGCAAAAGAAGAAUCAGAUCGAGAUGAAAAUGGAAAUUUACCAAACAAUUAUUCGGUUUGUCGCACACAAGAGUGUUUUAAACUUGCUUCAGAAUUUUGGGAAAGUAUGAAUAAAUCAGUGAAUCCUUGUGAGGAUUUUUAUGAAUUUGCAUGUGGUGGAUGGAGUGUAAGCAAUCCAGUGCCUCCCACUGAAAUAUCUUGGGGUACUUUUAACGUUGUUAAAAAAGAGUUAAAUUUACGAAUUCGAGAAUAUUUGGAAGACCCCGUGAACGAAGACGAUAUUUUACCUGUAAAACAAGUAAAAAAAUUUUAUUCAUCAUGUAUGGACGUUGAUGCUUUGGAGGAGGCUGGCAUUAAACCAAUUGAGACAAUUUUAUCGAUAAAUGGAGGUUGGCCAAUAGCAAUGGAUCCGCAAGAAUGGGAUCCAGAAGAAUUUACAUGGCAACAAAUUGACAAAUUUUAUACUCGAUUAAUAUUUAGCCCGGCAUUUUUUUCCCUUGCUAAUGGAGAAUCCUCAUUUGGUUCAAAUCAUAAUAAUUUGAAAAGUUUAGACGAUUCUGAUGAAAGUUCAGAAGAAUCAGAGAAAUCAGAAUCCGAAGAAGAAGAGGAAGAAGAAGAAGAAGACAAUUUAGUUAUUAUGAUAAGGCGACCAAAAUUAACUCCUAUUGUGAAAAUGCCACAUGGAGCAAAAUUUGACAGAAAUAAAAUGUAUAAUGAUGGAAGUUAUGCUAAAUUAAUUGCACAAAUUGCCAAAAUAAUUGCUCAAGAAAGAGGAGUAAUUAUUGAUGAAAAACAGAUAAACACCGAUGUCGAAGGCAUAAUUGAUUUGGAAAAAAAAUUAUACGAUGACAAUUAUGAAGGUGGUAGUGAAGACGGUACAAUAGAAAAAAUACAGAAAUUUUAUAACUCAUUAGACCAUCAAUCGGACACAUCAAAGAUAAAUUGGAAAGAUACAAUUUACAAUAUAUUUUCUGAAGCAAAUAUGGAAUUAAAUGGAACGGAGGAGAUUUAUAUGCCAAGAAAUAAAUAUUUGGAAAAACUUGUAAAAAUUUUAGAUACAACCGACGUGCGCAAUAUUGUGAAUUACGUACACUGGAAUUCCAUAAGUCGAUUGAUAGAAUUUACAAAUACAAAAAUGGAAUCAAUAAUUUACGAAUUAAAUAAAAAGCAUCUUGGAUUCAAAGAAAUGAAACCAAGAUGGGAAAGAUGCAUAGACAAUGUGGAUUUAAAGCAUGGAAUCUCUUAUCAGUUUGUGAAAAACUUUUUUAAAAAUAAAAUGAAGGAGGAUGCAAGAAAAAUAUUUGAAAAUAUUCAUAAAGAAAUGAUAAAACAUAUUAUGAGGUCCGAUUGGUUGGAUGAAAAGUCGAGAAAAAUGGCUAUAGAAAAAAUGAAAGAAAUGAAAACAAUAAUUGGUUAUCCCGAAUGGUAUAAUAAUGAUACAGCUUUACAGAAUCAUUAUCGCGGUAUAACGGUUGGACAACAAUUUUUGGAAAAUAAAAUAAAUUACAUGAAAUUUUCAUUUAAUAGAAAUCUACGAACAAAUGAAAGGUUCUUGUUUAGAAAGGAAGGUUACUGGUUCGUUCAUCCCAUAGUAGUAAAUGCAUAUUAUCAUCCUGUUAUGAAUGCGUUGGUUAUUCCAGCAGCUGAUUUUCUUCCACCUUUCUAUUCACCCAACAGACCCGAAACUGUUAAUUAUGGAUUCCUUGGCUCAAUUAUAGGACACGAAGUGUCUCACGGUUUCGAUGAUAGUGGUAUUUAUUUUGGUCCACAUGGGAGUUAUGCUAAUUGGCCAAAAAAGACAGAGAAAAUAUUAAAGGAUAAAAUGAAAUGUUACUCUGAACAAUAUGCGAAAUUUUACAAUGAUACAUCGACAAAUUCUUCAGUUCUCAUGGAUAAAAGUAUGAUUACUUUAGGUGAAAAUAUAGCAGAUUCAUUAGGAGUUCAAAUGAUGUUUGGAGCGUUUAAAGAAAAGGAGAAGAAACAAAGUUAUCCUCGUUUACCAGGAUUUGUCGAAUUAACUGGCGAUCAGUCAUUUUUCUUAUCAUUUGCAAAGCUCUGGUGUAGAAAUACAACACCAGAAUAUGAAAAAUUGAGACAACAUGAUUCACAUAGUGAAGGACGUUAUCGGGUUAUUUCGUCAAUUCAAAAUUCCGAGGGUUUCGCUAAAGCAUUUAAAUGUCCUAUUAACAGUCCCAUGAAUCCCGAAAAAAAGUGUACAAUUUGGUAAAGAAA